AGAAGCUGGUCGUUCAGUGUUUGUUAUACAGGGAAAUAUGGCAGAAACAUUGUCCACAGACAGUCAGGGGAUGGGUGAGCAACUGACCUGUUUUCAGUUGUGUGACUAGUCUGAGGUUUUGGUUUUGUCUGUGACAGGGACAGUGAGGCUGUGAAUUUGAAGGAGGCGCCCAUUGCAAGUUGCCCCAUGAAGAGGACAAGACAACCUGGCUGAGGGAAGCUCACACCUUCGUUCUCCUCCUGGCUUCCCUCCAAAUGGUUUUAAAUGGGUAACCAAUGGAGCAACAGAACACACUAGGUGAAAAACUUUAUAAUGCCAUCUCUCCACGACACCCGGAACUGGCCAUAAAACUUACAGCCUCUUACAGGGAUGCUGUUGGAACUCCCAGUUCCUGUGCUGGAUCAGAUGAUACAGGAUGAGAAAUUUCUGUCUGCUGGACUUCAGAAAGCACUUAACACACUUCAGGAUUCCACAGAGAAAUGGCAAGACAUAAAUAAAUGUCUGUUUAAACUUGCGCAAGAUGAUACGGAUUCUGAUUCUACUGAUUCAUUAGGCGAUAAGCUGUAUGACCUGGUGGAUAUCCAUAAUACUGGGCACAGUGAGAAAAUAACAGGUAUGCUACUGGAAAUGGGACGGAAUGAAGUGAAGAAGCUGGUCAGUGACUUGCAACUGUUAGAACAAAAGAUCCAGAUUGCACAGGAUGCGCUUGAACAAAAAAUGCCUAAUGAGAGGAAAAUGUCCAACAAUUCAGAUUUUGAUGAUGUGAAGGAGAAGCUGGGAGAGAAGAUUUUUGAACAAGUAGAAAAGAUCGAUCCACAGAACUGCGCUUACAUCACUGGAAUGCUACUGGAACUGGAUCCUUCAGCCAUUCAGAUGUUGCUAACUGACAGAUUAGCACUACAAACUGCUGUUGAAAAAGCACAGGCAGCACUCUCUCAGUCAGCUCCUCAGAAUUCUGACUUGCUGAAUAAUGAAGAUGGAAGUGAUCUGGACAGUGAGACUGAAAAGAUAGGAGAGGAGUUAUAUUGUUAUAUCAGCAAUACAAAAUACAGUGAACAUGCUAGCAGGAUAACAGGAAUGCUGCUUGAGAUGUCUCACAGCCGCUUAGCUGAACUGCUGAAAUCACCAGAAGAACUAAAUGAGAAGAUUAAAAUUGCUGCUUUAGCACUUAAAGAUGAUUGAAGAUGUGCUUUACUGUUAAAAACUUAACAAAUCGCAUAAUAAUCCAGAAAUUACAAAGCAAUCACAGCUAUAUCAAUUUCUGUGUUUUAUUUUGAAUGAUGAUUGAUUUAAGAAAUUAGCAAGUUACAGGACAGUUUAUGGUGUAUAAGCUGGUUGAACAGAGUGAAGAGCUUUAAACUGUCUGCAUUUCUAGUGCCAGGAGUUAUCUUUGAACCGUAGGACAUUUAUUUAUUGGAAUUGCAUUCAACAAAACCCUAGUGACAAGUUAUCAGUAGAAAAAGAAACUUCUGUGAAGAACAUUUCAAAUAAACGUUUUACUUUUAAUGAUUA
Messenger RNA from Carcharodon carcharias (great white shark), 1512 nucleotides. RefSeq lists its product as uncharacterized. The transcript has 7 exons. Gene Ontology annotation, cellular component: nucleus. Gene Ontology annotation, biological process: DNA damage response; regulation of double-strand break repair; protein polyubiquitination. Gene Ontology annotation, molecular function: RNA binding. Bases 370 to 1182 code for a protein of 270 amino acids. Lineage: Eukaryota; Metazoa; Chordata; Chondrichthyes; Lamniformes; Lamnidae. The record is from RefSeq and is a predicted model, not a curated record.